AUGGGUCCGUCAGUUUGGUUGGAUGGUAAGGACACCAAUGGAAGAAAUAACUGGAUAUGGUACUCGACCGGUGUCAGCGUUGCCAGAUAUCUAUGGGCUAGUGAUCAACCCGAUAACUUUCAAAACACUCAGGAAGAUUGUAUACUUUUGAAUGUUUUCAGAACCGACGGUUUUCACGAUUUCCCCUGUAGCCGCACGCAUAAUUUUGUAUGUGAAUUUGAUCCAGUAAAUGGAGCUUGGGGAUUCUGGAAACCAUGGGGUUCCUGCUCUGCGACCUGCGGUCAAGGUCUGAGGACCCGUACUCGUGUAUGUAAUAACCCAAAACCUGUUGGCGCUGGUAAACCCUGCCCUGGAGAUGAUAGACAAACUGAACUCUGCUUCCCGGGACAGUGCCCUACUUGUCAAGUACACAAUGUACCUGGGGCCAUGAGCUCGGUAUCCGUUGCAAGAAUAAAUGAAAAUGAACAAGUGAAGUAUUACUGUCUACCGGAACACAAACUGGUCGGCGGAAGUCUGGUAAGAACAUGUCAGCCUGACGGUACUUUCACAGACGAGGAGCCGCAGUGCAAAAAAUGCUGUGGAAUGGCACGUUUCAUCGUGAACGGCUAUCCUGACACGUCUGCCUCCUUGUGCUAUGGUGAUCACGUCAACUACCUGUGUGACAGAGGUUACAAGUCCUCAAACAGCACACCUAUCGUCUGCUCGUCACCCUACGAAUGGAAGUACAUACCACUGCCUAAUUGUGAACCCACUGGCGACUGCAAAAGCAAUGACCUCCAGGCCCCACAGGGUGGCCAUAAAGCUUGCACCGACCUUGACCAAGGGAAGUUCUGCUACAUGAGGUGUGGCGAUGGUCAGACAUACACCGGAGGGUCUGAUGUAUUUGAAUGUAACGCCAAAACUGGCUGGGCGUGGCAAGUACGGGUACUUGGAGGAGCUGAUUACAUGCCUAGCGCUGUAGGCAGGUGUCAAGGGUGA
This is a messenger RNA of Lingula anatina, 978 nucleotides long. RefSeq names its product thrombospondin-2-like. NCBI's taxonomy places the organism in Eukaryota, Metazoa, Brachiopoda, Lingulata, Lingulida, Lingulidae. The record is from RefSeq and is a predicted model, not a curated record.